Sphaeroforma arctica JP610 is the source of this 852-nucleotide messenger RNA. RefSeq lists its product as hypothetical. The coding region runs from base 1 to 852 and encodes 283 amino acids. Gene Ontology annotation, cellular component: type Is terminal bouton. The transcript has 3 exons. Gene Ontology annotation, biological process: regulation of neuromuscular synaptic transmission. The record is from RefSeq and is a predicted model, not a curated record. Lineage: Eukaryota; Ichthyosporea; Ichthyophonida.
AUGUCCAUUGUGCACCAGGAGUCGAUCGGUAUAUGUUUAAGCGUAGAACGCGACGCUCCAUUUCUUAUGACGUACCAGAAACUGGAAGUGCUAAUCCCAAAUGCAAUUAUGAACUUGAGCGCGUCGUCACCUCUUCUCAUUACACACCUUGUUCUGUCUAAUAUCAAUUCAGUUUGCCAAAAUAAACCGAGCGAACCAAAUACUUUCGGAUCCAAAAAAAAAAAAGUCUACGAUAAAUUGGGCCAUGCCGGAAUCCAGAUGUACGAACAAUCCGGCGAGAGUGACGCCGUCAUGUCGAUGAUACUGAUGGGUGGCUGUGCCCGAUUCUGCAUCAUCGCCACCUUCCUGUUCACCGGGUGCUGCUUCUGCUUCUGCUGUUGCUUCUGUUGCACGUGCUUCCGGUCAAAUCGAGGCCCAGGCGAGUACGAAUAUCCGGAUGACGAACCCACCACAGACCAACCCGGGGCUCAGCCGGGUAUGGGCGAGGAAGGGGCCAUGCCCAUGCCACCACCCAAGGCCUACGCACGCCCCGAAACUACUGAGGACUCCGAGGCUAAGCAAGCGGCCGCAAAGGCGAUGAUGGAGAAUAUGACUGAGCAAGAACAAGAGGAGAUCAGAGCGCGAGUGAACAACCGGUACGGCUCGUUUGAGCCGAGCCCUGCCACGGGCGCGACGGUCAUCCCCGCACCACCGUCGGAUAGCUCGAGUGCCACUGCCCGGGAGCCAGUAGAUGGUGUGAAAGAGCGUCCACAAUACUGUCCGCAUUGCUCGACCAGUCUGGCGUACAGCAAGGGAGAUGAGUGCCCAGCGUGCUUUGAAGAUAUUUAUAGCACAGACUUGAAGGAAGAGUAG